CACACCUGCAUUCUGGACUGCGGAGUACCGUCCAACUUGAUUAUCUAUACAUCCAUGUACAUUAUACAUACAAACAGUUGAUUUGUUAUUUAAUCGUCUUGACUAGUCUCUCAAACUAAAACCAAACUCACUGUGACGUCAGAAAACUAUCCGGACUGUGAGUAUGAUUUUGUAAACGCUGCCUGACCUUUGGAACAUAACGGUUCAUUUAUUUAAAAUAAUAUAUAUCACAGGACAACCAUCAAUUCUACAAUGUCAUCAUCUCAAAAGAAGCGAGCACGACAGCAGCAAGGCGAUGUCAACAAAUGCGUCAAAUACAGCAUAUUUUUCUACAACUUCGUCUUCUGGGUGAUCGGUACCUUUCUUCUUGCAUUUGGCGUGUGGGGUCUUGUCAGCAAACAGAGCGCCACCAUCGACGAGAUCACAGGAUUAGUUGUUGACCCGAUGUGGAUGUUCAUUGCACUAGGAAGUGUGAUUUUCAUUGUAUCGUUUUCAGGAUGUAUUGGCGCUCUACGUGAGAACACGUGCUUACUUAAUUUUUUCUGUUUAGCUUUGGGUGUGAUUAUGAUAUUGGAGAUAACUGCCGUAGUGCUGGCAUUCGUUUAUAGGGAUGAAGUGGGUGAUUUGAUUGGAGAUUGGAUAGAGAACGCCAUCUACGAUUACACUGAGGAUCCUGAUAUUAACUUUCUGUUGGAUGAGAUGCAGACUAGUUUGAAAUGCUGUGGAGCCAAUCACCCUGACGACUGGGAUAACAAUGUAUAUUUCAACUGUUCGUCGCCUGCUGUAAUGGCGUGUGGUGUGCCGCACUCUUGUUGCCGACCGGAAGAAGACGGCGGCGUUAAUAACAAGCAAUGCGGUUACGGUAUUCGUGCAUUACCGGAAGUCCAAUGGCAUAACUACAUUUGGAUCGAGGGGUGUGUGGAUCUAAUACAUUUUUGGUUAUUACAGAACAUUAUAAUCAUAACUGUCGUCAUAGGAAUCAUUCUGAUUCUUCAAAUCAUUUCAAUUUUUUUUGUGCGAAAUUUAGUUGGAGAUAUUCAAAUGAUAAAGGCUCUCUGGUGA
Messenger RNA from Saccoglossus kowalevskii, 1062 nucleotides. Its product is annotated as tetraspanin-17-like. The record is from RefSeq and is a predicted model, not a curated record. Gene Ontology annotation, cellular component: plasma membrane. NCBI's taxonomy places the organism in Eukaryota, Metazoa, Hemichordata, Enteropneusta, Harrimaniidae.